UUCCGGGGUCGAAGGGUGCGCGGGGUUGAAAGCGGGCCGCUCCGCCCCGUCCCCCUCCCAGACCAGCAGAGGCAGCAGCCGGAGCAGCCGCAGCCUGCGCCCUCUCCCGCCCGCCCGCCCGCCCGCCCUCCGCCGCCCUCCACCCGCCCCGGGGUCUCUUUCCCCCUUCCUCCUCCUCCUCCUCCACCCCCCCCUUCCUCCUCCGCCCGCCCGCGGGGCCCCCCUCGCCUUCCCGCCCGCCCCUAUUGUUCCGCCCCCGGCCUCCCGCCCUUCCCAUUCCCGCCCGCUCCCCUUUUCCCCUCAGUCGCCUCGCGCCUGCAGUUUUUGGCUUUCACCCCCACCAGUGACCAAAGACUUGACCACUCAAAGUCCAGCUCCCCAGAACAGUGCUCGACAUGGACACCGGUGUGAUUGAAGGUGGAUUAAAUGUCACUCUCACCAUCCGGCUACUUAUGCAUGGAAAGGAAGUUGGCAGUAUCAUUGGAAAGAAAGGAGAAUCAGUUAAGAAGAUGCGCGAGGAGAGUGGUGCACGUAUCAACAUCUCAGAAGGGAAUUGUCCUGAGAGAAUUAUCACUUUGGCUGGACCCACUAAUGCCAUCUUCAAAGCCUUUGCUAUGAUCAUUGACAAACUGGAAGAGGACAUCAGCAGCUCUAUGACCAAUAGCACAGCUGCCAGUAGACCCCCGGUCACUCUGAGGCUGGUGGUCCCUGCUAGUCAGUGUGGCUCUCUCAUUGGAAAAGGUGGUUGCAAGAUCAAGGAAAUACGAGAGAGCACAGGGGCUCAGGUCCAGGUGGCAGGGGAUAUGCUCCCCAACUCAACUGAGCGGGCCAUCACUAUUGCUGGCAUUCCGCAAUCCAUCAUUGAGUGUGUCAAACAGAUCUGCGUGGUCAUGUUGGAGACUCUCUCCCAGUCCCCCCCGAAGGGCGUGACCAUCCCGUACCGGCCCAAGCCGUCCAGUUCACCGGUCAUCUUUGCAGGUGGUCAGGACAGGUACAGCACAGGCAGCGACAGUGCGAGCUUUCCCCACACCACCCCGUCCAUGUGCCUCAACCCUGACCUGGAGGGACCACCUCUAGAGGCCUAUACCAUUCAAGGACAGUAUGCCAUUCCACAGCCAGAUUUGACCAAGCUGCACCAGUUGGCAAUGCAACAGUCUCAUUUUCCCAUGACGCAUGGCAACACCGGAUUCAGUGGCAUUGAAUCCAGCUCUCCAGAGGUGAAAGGCUAUUGGGCAGGUUUGGAUGCAUCUGCUCAGACUACUUCUCAUGAACUCACCAUUCCAAACGAUUUGAUUGGCUGCAUAAUCGGGCGUCAAGGCGCCAAAAUCAAUGAGAUCCGUCAGAUGUCUGGGGCGCAGAUCAAAAUUGCGAACCCAGUGGAAGGAUCUACUGAUAGGCAGGUUACCAUCACUGGAUCUGCUGCCAGCAUUAGCCUGGCUCAAUAUCUAAUCAAUGUCAGGCUUUCCUCGGAGACGGGUGGCAUGGGGAGCAGCUAGAACAAUGCAGAUUCAUCCAUUAUCCCUUUCUGCUGUUCACCACCACCCAUGAUCCAUCUGUGUAGUUUCUGAACAGUCAGCGAUUCCAGGUUUUAAAUAGUUUGUAAAUUUUCAGUUUCUACACACUUUAUCAUCCACUCGUGAUUUUUUAAUUAAAGCGUUUUAAUUCCUUUCUCUGUUCAGCUGUUAAAUGCUGAGAUCCAUAUUUAGUUUUAUAAGCUUCUCCCUGUUUUGUUUUUCUUUUUUUUUUUGGCUCAUGAAUUUUCUGUUUGUCAUGGAAAUGUAAGAGUGGAAUAUUAAUACAUUUCAGUUUAGUUCUGUAAUGUCAGGAAUUUUUCAAAAAAAUUAAAAGAUGGACUGGA
This is a messenger RNA of Lemur catta (Ring-tailed lemur), 1858 nucleotides long. RefSeq names its product poly(rC) binding protein 2 (gene PCBP2). The record is from RefSeq and is a predicted model, not a curated record. The transcript has 15 exons. Gene Ontology annotation, cellular component: nucleoplasm; cytoplasm; nucleus. Gene Ontology annotation, biological process: regulation of gene expression; regulation of RNA metabolic process. Gene Ontology annotation, molecular function: mRNA binding; single-stranded DNA binding. The coding region runs from base 396 to 1496 and encodes 366 amino acids. NCBI's taxonomy places the organism in Eukaryota, Metazoa, Chordata, Mammalia, Primates, Lemuridae.